AGCCAAUAGAAACACGCCGUGUUCGUCACUGCUGAGAGUAGCUUCAUUGGCAACCAGGAAGACCGCAAGCAUUUGUUGUGUUGUUUCCGCACAGUUGUGUCAAAAUGCCGCCUAAAAAGAAAAAGGGGAAAGGAAAGGGCAAAAAGAAAGGCAAGAAGAAGGAUGAUGCCCAAUUGGAACUUGAAGAUAAAUACAAGCGGACAAUGGACGAGAUUGAGGCGCUUAAGGACCACCUGGCGGUACGGAAGCAGCUGACGAGGCGUGCCAAUGUGUCGAGUGACGGGUGGCAGCAGCGCAUGUCGACGGCGGAGAAAGACCUGGAAACCCACAAGGCAGACCAGCUUGCUAUCAACGCAGACAUGACGAGGCAGUACAAGACGAUGCAGACCGAGAUGGGGAUCACCAUCCACCAGUUGGAGACGGAGCUGGAGAGGACACAUCAGACACUCAAGAAGACGGAGGCGGAGCUGAAGAAGACGAAGGAGGAGAAGGAGAUGAUGAGGCGAGAGAAGGACAGCGAGAUCAACGACCUCAAGUUGAAGAUCAGCAGCAUGGAAAAGGCCUACGAGAACAUACUCAGGGAAGCUCUGGAGUCGCUGGAGGCUAAGAUUGACAUGGCCAAGAACAUGUGGGAGGAAAAGUCUACCCACAUUCAAGCCAAAAAUAAACAAGUCCUUCUAGAGUUUGGUCUGAACCCAUUAGAUAUCUAGAAUUUGGCCUACAUUCUCGGAACAUCUAAAACACCCAAUAAGCCUUGAUUCUCUGGACAUCUAGAACACCAAUCUGGACUUGAUUCUCUGGACAUCUAGAACACCAAUUUAGACUUGAUUCUCUGGACAUCCAGAACACCAAUCUGGACUUGAUUCUCGGGACAUCUAGAACACUAAUCUCGUCUUGAUUCUCUGGACAUCUAGAACACCAAUCUGGACUUGAUUCUCGGCACAUCUAGAACACCAAUCUCGUCUUGAUUCUCUGGACAUCUAGAACUCCAAUCUCGUCUUGAUUCUCUGGCCAUCUAGAACACCAAUCUCGUCUUGAUUCUCUGGCCAUCUAGAACUCCAAUCUGGUGUUGGUUCUAUAGACAUCUAGAGCAACUGUUUGGCCUUGAUUGUGGGUUUGAAUCCUGGUUUGCCCCGAUUAUGUUUCUAGGUUUGUCAGCACCAUACCCGUACUCGUGAGUUUCACCGAAGUGGUAAACGUCUGAGACCUGCAUCACUUCGGGCUUUCCUACGACAUUAAGCUGACACGCCACGAUAUAACUGGAAUAAUGUUAAAAGCGGCGUUAAACUCAACUCACUCACUCAUUGUCUUCUUCCAAUAUUGAUGCUAUUCCUGAUAUUCUUGUCCAUCCCAGCUUCAACAAAGUGAUCUUAGCACUAAGGUGAUCAUAACUCCCACACCUUAACAUAGAAUUAUCACAGUCGUAGCGCUAAGGUUGUUUCGUACAACCCCCUGGAGUUUAUAGGAUGCCAGUGAUACUGUAAGGCUGGAUAAUCAGUCAUAACGCAGAUCAUUUGGUGACUUAUACUACUCAACUUCUGAUAGGGACAGUUCUGUUAUUCCUAGAUAUAAACGGGGGCACGGGUGGCCCAGUCGUCUAAGGCGCCGCGAUUCGCUUUGCAGAGUUGCGUCCCUUGGGCACGCCAGAAACCUAUGAUUGUGGGUUCGAAUCCCGGUUCGCCCCGAUUAUGUUUCUA
Messenger RNA from Haliotis rufescens (red abalone), 1697 nucleotides. RefSeq names its product coiled-coil domain-containing protein 153-like. The coding region runs from base 105 to 710 and encodes 201 amino acids. Lineage: Eukaryota; Metazoa; Mollusca; Gastropoda; Lepetellida; Haliotidae. The transcript is spliced from 6 exons. The record is from RefSeq and is a predicted model, not a curated record.